Molecule: messenger RNA, 663 nt
Organism: Penicillium odoratum
Lineage: Eukaryota; Fungi; Ascomycota; Eurotiomycetes; Eurotiales; Aspergillaceae
Exons: 3
Source: RefSeq, a predicted model, not a curated record
AGAGCCUACGGUGAAAGAAAAUCACCAUCACUGCCAACCGAAUCUCAGAACACUCGAUUAUAUAAGCUUUAUUACGUCUUGACUGUGAUUUAUCCCCCGCUGGUUCUUUGUGUCAAGACCACCUUACUUUCGAUCCUUGCGAGAAUCUUCACACUAUACCAGACGCAAGUCAUUGGUGUGUACUCAAUAUUUGCUGUUUUUGUUAUCUACUACACGAUCAUUUUUUUCAUCAAAGUCUUUAUUUGCAGUCCGAUUUCGUGUUUCUGGACCGAUGUCAACAACAGUAACCAUUGCUUGAAUAAAGCAGCGGUUAUCAUUGCUGAUGCAGUUAUGAGCGUUACGAGUGAUAUGGUGAUUCUGCUUCUGCCCCUGGCGCUUACAAUGCCAUUGAAUCUCCCGAGAACCAAAAAAUUGAAAGCAGCUCUGAUGCUGGGUUGUGGAGGUCUCGCAAUUGGGUUCAGUAUCUAUCGACUUAUCUUGGUGGUCAAUGAAAGAGGAAGCAUCUCCUUGCCGUCAGUUUUCAUGAGAGUUCUACUUUCUGGGUCAGAUUUGGGCUCAUCUGCUCCUGUGUCCCAGCUGUACAUAUCUUUUUGGCCCGCGGUGCGCAAAAAUAUUCCUCUCGCCGGUCGAAUGCGUCAUCUAGACGGGAAUGGAAACAGAUGA